This is a messenger RNA of Paramacrobiotus metropolitanus, 1188 nucleotides long. RefSeq names its product glutamate receptor-like. The coding region runs from base 130 to 1077 and encodes 315 amino acids. NCBI's taxonomy places the organism in Eukaryota, Metazoa, Tardigrada, Eutardigrada, Parachela, Macrobiotidae. Gene Ontology annotation, molecular function: glutamate-gated receptor activity; transmitter-gated monoatomic ion channel activity involved in regulation of postsynaptic membrane potential. Gene Ontology annotation, cellular component: postsynaptic membrane; plasma membrane. Gene Ontology annotation, biological process: synaptic transmission, glutamatergic; modulation of chemical synaptic transmission. The record is from RefSeq and is a predicted model, not a curated record. The transcript is spliced from 8 exons.
CGUUUACACGGCGCUUUUACUUCCACUAGAAAUCAACAUUUAUGUUUAAACAAGUGUGUAUUUAUUAAGUAGUCAACAAAACAGCAGUUUUGUUGCAUAUGGGCUGAUUUGUUGGCUUUGUCAUAAAAAAUGUUGGUUCUCGGUCUCCUGUCUGUCAUUGUCGCAGUCCAGGCGGCCUGGAUCGACGCCUCACCAGCCCCAAGCAGCAAACCUCUGGCAGUUACCGCAGUAAUUGCGCCGCCAUAUGUGUGGGAAUGCAGCGGCCAGCCACUUCCCGAGAACUGUAUCUCGGCCAGUUUCGACGGAAAUACCACCCACGUCAAAGGUUUUCUUGUGGAUCUACUGAAGAAACUUGCCGAAAAGGGAAAUUUUCGAUAUGAGGUCCAUUUGAGAAAGGAUGGUCGAUACGGCUAUAAAGAUCCCAACUCAGCUAGUGGAUGGACCGGAAUGAUUGGCGAAUUAAUUAAGAAUGAGGCUGACCUCGCUCUAGCGCCUUUCACUGUGACAGAUGAAAGAACGGAAGUUGUCAGUUUUACUACACCGUUUUCGGAACAGAUUGGUCUCUCCGUUCUUCUUAAGAAGCCAAUAUCAACGCAGAGUUCAACCUGCGUGUUUUGUACAAAAGAAAAGAUGAUGAUUCCAUUUUCGAACGAGGAUGACCUUUCGAUGCAAGCGGCUAUCAAAUAUGGUGUUCUCGCCGGUGGUUCCGUGUACCGAUUUUUCCAAAACAGUCAAGUGGACCCUUACAAAAAGAUGUGGAGCUUCAUGAGCGCCCAUCCAGAGAAGUCAUUCGUAAAUAAUACCAAAGACGGAAUAGACCGAGUUCGAACAUCACAAGGACGUUUCGCCUUUAUCAUGGAAAAGCCGGCGGUACAUUUUGUUAGCAGUCAAAUCCCAUGCGAUACUGUGGCUAUCGACUUUGACAGGAAGGAUUAUAAUACAAAAGGUUACAGUCUGGCCCUGCCGGUGGGUUCAGCAUGGACGGAAACGUUGUCACGCCUAAUUGAUGAACUGCAGACCAAUGGUUCUAUCGUUGCCAUGUACGACCAGUGGUGGAAAUCAACAGAGUGUGUGUAAUAAUUACCGCAGAUAGGAAAUAACGGAAGACUGAAAUCAAGUAUUUCGAACCUUUUUUAUUCCAGUACAGAAGUCUGCGGUUUCGGUAUCAAAAAAGAGAAAUGAUACAGA